AUGUCUAGCACCACCGUUACGACAACCUCGGCCGCCGAGGUGGUUGGCCAGCUGAGCUUUGACACCUCGAUCGAUUACACCGUUGACAAGAAAAUUGAGAUGAGAUCAAGAUUCGAGAACGUCUUGGUUGCUAAAUGCUAUCGCCAGUAUAAAUAUUCGCACUACCUCCCACACUUCCAGCCGGGCUUGCAGCCUCCCCUGGAGGAGUUCCGGCACGAAGAUGUCGGGUUGCGUGCCGAUCCCAGCAAGGCUUCCCUGCUGGGUGCUGCAGGUUCCUCGUUCCAGGACAUCACGCCUGCGAUCGGUACUGAGGUCCGUGGGAUCCAGCUGAGCAGCCUUGAUUCGAAGCAGAAAGAUGAGCUAGCCCUCCUGGCGGCUGAGAGGGGCGUUGUCGUCUUCAAAGACCAAGACUUUGUCGACAUCGGCUUUCAGAAGCAGAAGGAGUUCGCUGCUCAAUUCGGACCCUUGCAUGUGCACCAGAACGGUGGCCAUGUCAAGGACCAUCCUGAGCUCUUGGCAAUCUACCGGGACCUUACGGCUGGCGCGGUAGACAACCAGAUCAAGGACAACGUCAGCAGUAUCAAGUGGCAUACCGACAUGUCCUAUGAGAUAAACGGCAUGGGUACUACCAUCUUCUUGGCGCUCGACACCCCCAAGACGGGAGGUGACACCUUGUACCUGUCUACGGUUGCCGCGUACAACGCCCUGUCGCCUCUUUACCGCGAGAAGCUUCACGGCCUCGAGGCGACGCACUCCGGCCUUGACCAGGCGCGCGUGGCUGACCACAAGGAGAGGUUCAUCCGCGAGCCAAUCGAGACCGACCACCCGGUGGUUAGGACGCACCCUGUUACCAAGUCCAAGUCACUGUACGUCAAUCGCCUAUACACCCGCCGCAUCAAGGGUCUCAAGGAAGAAGAGAGUGCAAACAUUCUCAACUUCCUCUACAACCACAUUGAACAUGGACAAGACUGGCACAUUCGCGUGCACUGGACGCCCGGAACGGUGGUCGUCUACGAUAACCGCGUCACUCAACAUUCUGCUCUUCGCGAUUUCCAAGUCGAGGGUGCAACUCGUCGGCACAUGCUUCGUAUCACGCCCCAAGGAGAGAGGCCAUACUUUGAUGGCAGCGUGUAA
Messenger RNA from Geosmithia morbida, 1134 nucleotides. Its product is annotated as sulfonate dioxygenase. The record is from RefSeq and is a predicted model, not a curated record. Gene Ontology annotation, cellular component: cytoplasm. Gene Ontology annotation, molecular function: 2-oxoglutarate-dependent dioxygenase activity. Bases 1 to 1134 code for a protein of 377 amino acids. The transcript has 7 exons. NCBI's taxonomy places the organism in Eukaryota, Fungi, Ascomycota, Sordariomycetes, Hypocreales, Bionectriaceae.